This is a messenger RNA of Penaeus chinensis, 880 nucleotides long. Its product is annotated as cuticle protein 18.6-like. The record is from RefSeq and is a predicted model, not a curated record. Gene Ontology annotation, cellular component: extracellular matrix. Lineage: Eukaryota; Metazoa; Arthropoda; Malacostraca; Decapoda; Penaeidae. Bases 91 to 504 code for a protein of 137 amino acids. The transcript has 2 exons.
AGGUGUUAUUAUUAUGUUUUUCAGGUGUUGCUGGUGCUGGGCUGUGGUGGGUUGUGCUGCUGCUGACAGACGACCUGACGUAUUCUUACAAUGAACCCGACUCGUUCGAAUACUCAGCCGAAUCAAGCGAAGCCAAGUACGACUUCAGAUGGGCCUGUGAAGGACGACUACUCCGACAACGACUUCGGCCAUCAGGAGUCCCGCGACGGCGACCGCACACAGGGAUCCUACUACGUGCAGCUCCCCGACGGCCGCCUGCAGACCGUCAAGUACUUCGUGGACGGCGACUCCGGCUACGUGGCUGAGGUCAGCUACGAGGGCGAGGCUCGCUAUGACUCGGCUGAGUCUCGAGAGUACGGGCGGCCAGUGUACUCUCCGCCAAGGCCAGUGUACUCCCAGCCAAGACGUGUGUACUCUUCUCCCGAGUCGGAGGAAUCCUUGGAGAUUCCUGUGUACAUUUCACCCAGACCUAUUUACGGGCCUCCAAGACCAACUUACGGCUGAAUGCGUCGGUCGUUCCCUUUGGUCUGUGUUGUUAUAAGACGUAGGUUCUGAAAAUGGUGUCUUUCCGUUAUUAAAGCGAUUUCUAUGAUCACAUAGCAGUUGUAUAUGUAGACUUUAUAUGGGUUAUUAUUACAUACCACACUCCUGGAACAAUGUAAUAAAGUAAGCUGUCACUUCUUUGUUUUGUUUCUCAUUUAUUGGGGAUGAAAGGCUUUAAUAAAUUAUUUUUAUAGACUGAUUUACUUUUUUCUCUAUAGUUAUGCCAUCUAUAGAAUGUUUCUUUUAUCCGACGUGGAAGUGCACGAUUGCAGUGGAUAAAAUUUGUUCUGGAACAACUCAUUGUGUUUGAAACAUUCCAAUAAACAAGAGUCUGCAU